GUCACCCAGCAUUUCUUUCAGUUAAUUGGCUUCAGCCAGGCCGCGCGCAUUUUUUGCGACUGGCAUCCCUAUUAGGGCAAAAACCUGUCAGAGACCCGCCCCUGCCUCCUUCCUGUUGGUCAAGAUCACAGUUAUUAUUAUAAUGAGCAAAGAAUGGGCGGUGGUGGGUAGGGUUUUAGGAUACAGAUUCUGUCAGUACUUUUGGGAUGAGGGUUGGCGCUGUUUUCCUGUCACAAGGGCCUGGGAAGCUUUGGUGUAGGGAAUGGCAGCGGCUAGUUCUGCGUGGAUCAGAUUAGAACAAAAGAUAGAGUAGAGCCGAGUGUGAUGGCUGGUGUACGCCUUUAAUCCCAGCAUUCGGGGGCUGAGGCAUGCGGAUCUCUAUGAGGAAACUGAGGCCCAGAGAGGUUAAGUGUAUUGGCCAAAGUCAAACAGCUAGUAAGUGAUGGAGCCAGGACUCAAACUCAGCUUAGGGGCCAUGUCCACCCUGUUCCCGUCACUGUUCCCUCGUGUGACUGAGACACUGUGGUUUAAUCUGGAUCGACCCUGUGUGGAGGAGACAGAGCUGCAGCAGCAGGAGCAGCAGCAUCAGGCCUGGCUCCAAAGCAUCGCAGAGAAAGACAACAACCUGGUACCUAUUGGCAAGCCAGCCUCAGAGCACUAUGAUGAUGAAGAGGAAGAGGAUGAUGAAGAUGACGAGGACAGUGAAGAGGAUUCAGAAGAUGAUGAGGACAUGCAGGACAUGGAUGAGAUGAAUGACUAUAAUGAGUCCCCUGAUGAUGGAGAGGUCAACGAGCCUCCUCUUCAGGUGGACAUGGAAGGCAACGAACAGGAUCAGGACCAGUGGAUGAUCUAGGUAGACAAGCCAAGGUGGCCUCAGGGUGAUUCCAGGCCACCCCAACCUAUCUUACAUCCACAGCCUCAGCCCCUCAGCCUGCAGAACCAGCUGUGAUUGUAGUGUCUAAAGCUUACCCUUAGGCACUGUCUCUGCUGCUUCCAGGACAAGGUCUCCUUGGGCCCUCCCAGGCCAUCAGUCUUCCCUUGAAUCCCGAGAGCCUGAACCCAUCCCACCUUCCUGGCUGGUACCUCAUUCCUUGGUUGCCAGGUGUGGUCUCUUUCUAACCCUCUUUAAUAAAGACACAGGACUGAUUCUUUU
Microtus ochrogaster (prairie vole) is the source of this 1153-nucleotide messenger RNA. It is a transcript of the gene Anapc15, whose product is annotated as anaphase promoting complex subunit 15. Gene Ontology annotation, biological process: regulation of mitotic cell cycle spindle assembly checkpoint. Lineage: Eukaryota; Metazoa; Chordata; Mammalia; Rodentia; Cricetidae. Gene Ontology annotation, cellular component: anaphase-promoting complex. The record is from RefSeq and is a predicted model, not a curated record.